Topomyia yanbarensis is the source of this 17032-nucleotide messenger RNA. It is a transcript of the gene Syx1A, whose product is annotated as syntaxin-1A. The record is from RefSeq and is a predicted model, not a curated record. Gene Ontology annotation, cellular component: plasma membrane; endomembrane system; SNARE complex. Gene Ontology annotation, molecular function: SNARE binding; SNAP receptor activity. Lineage: Eukaryota; Metazoa; Arthropoda; Insecta; Diptera; Culicidae. The transcript is spliced from 11 exons. The coding region runs from base 585 to 1457 and encodes 290 amino acids. Gene Ontology annotation, biological process: synaptic vesicle fusion to presynaptic active zone membrane; exocytosis; intracellular protein transport.
CUUCUUCCAUUCGCAGUUUGACGCCCUAGCGUACAGGACGUUUGUGGUGUUGUUCGGUGUUAUUUCAGUGGUCGUACGUGGUGGUGGUACGCCCCGGAUUUUCUGGUGGUCACCAGUUUUUCCAGUGAUUACGGAGCGUAUCUGUGGCUCAAUUUGGCGACCACUUUUGGUUCCGGUGCUGCGCUUCCAGUUGAAGAUGUGCAAACUCUAGGACGUGUUCUAUAUAAGAUAGAAAAUAGACAAAGUGCAUUCUAUUUGGAAGUGAUAGCAAUCGGGUCCAGUUCUAGAUGGGAAGUCGGGUGUGAAUGGAUCGAUGGAAUUUGGCAGCGCAGGAAAAAAAGUCCGUUUCCUGAAAGGCAGUAAAGCUGCCUGCCGCUAAACUGCUGGCAGAAAGGUGCAAGAACGUGCCGGAAGUGUUCGAAGUGUGUGUAUUCCAGCCCGAAGGAAGCUAGUGGUCCGUAUAUUUUGCCUCUCCGGCGUGAGGGUAGCUCGGCGAAAGAAGAAAAUUAAAUUCCGAGUUGUGUGGUUUCUCCGUCGUUGCGCUGGAGUAGUGUCCUUCGGGAGACCCAACCACAGCCUCCAAGAUGACGAAGGAUAGAUUAGCAGCCCUACAGGCGGCACAAAGCGACGAUGAGGACAUGCCGGAAGAUGUGGCCGUGCCGGUGGAGGGCGGUUUUAUGGAGGAGUUCUUCAAAGAUGUGGAAGACAUCCGGGAGAUGAUCGACAAAAUCCAGGCGAACGUGGAGGAGGUGAAGAAAAAGCACAGUGCCAUUCUGUCGGCCCCACAGUCAGAUGAGAAAACCAAACAAGAACUCGAAGACUUAAUGGCCGAUAUUAAAAAAACUGCCAACAGAGUAAGAGGGAAGCUUAAGGCCAUCGAACAGAACAUUGAGCAGGAGGAGCAGACGAACAAGUCCAAUGCCGAUCUAAGGAUACGGAAGACACAGCACUCGGCGCUGUCCCGCAAGUUCGUCGAAGUGAUGACCGAGUAUAACCGGACACAGACUGACUACCGAGAGCGGUGCAAAGGAAGAAUACAACGACAAUUGGAAAUUACGGGUAGGGCGACGACAAACGAAGAGCUGGAGGAGAUGUUGGAGCAAGGCAACUCCGCUGUAUUUACGCAAGGGAUCAUAAUGGAAACCCAACAAGCUAAACAAACGCUUGCCGAUAUCGAGGCACGGCAUGCAGAUAUUAUAAAAUUGGAGAAUUCAAUUAGGGAGCUUCAUGAUAUGUUCAUGGAUAUGGCAAUGCUCGUCGAGAGUCAGGGCGACCUGGUGGACCGAAUUGAGUACCACGUUGAACAAAGCGGGAACUAUGUGGCACAAGGUCACCAGGAUCUGGUUCAGGCGAGCAAGUACAUGUCCAAAGCAAGAAAGAAGAAGAUCAUGAUCCUGAUAUGUCUCACUGUACUCGGUCUCAUUGUGGCCUCGUACGUCAGUAGCUACUUUAUGUAAAAGGUGCCAGCAGUAGCAAACAUCUGUAAUCUACUACUUCUACCACCACUACUACUACUACGACCUGAUCAAAAAAACCGGAAGAAUGAAAGGUGUCAAUAAGACGAAGAAUCAAAUUUCAAGAGCACAAGGAACAACAAGAAAAAAGUACAUUCUACAGAGCACACAUCUGUAGCCCAAAAUAACACCACCAAGAGUCAUUAUCAGACAAACAUGAACAGCAGAUGAAAAAUACUCAACAGUGCUACCAAUAUCAAUAGUUUUGAAACACGUCUUCAAUGGAUUCUUCUACCAUAAAACACCUACCCUGUAAAUGUCGUAAAAAUAGUCUUUUGUGUUUGUCUUAAAGACGAACUUAUCCGAAAGUUUAUGAUAGUUUACUUCCCGGUUCAAUUACUGAGUUUCUUUCCAUCGACAUUCUGGGCAUUCGAUUCCGUGUUAGGCACAUUCAGGUUCAGGAGCCGGAGGCCAGCGAGAUUUUCUUUUUUCGAAAAAUACUUACUCACACACACAUACCCGCGAUGAAGUACCAGCUGAGAAAAAAAAACUAUAUAAGGCCACAACACAAUGUCUGUGAUGGAGUAAUAUUACACGAUACUUAAGUGAAAUCAGAAUAUCUCCCUCUGUAUCACCAAAAUGAAAAACAAAAAUCUUCUGUGCACCAAUUAUCAAUCAUAAAAAAAAAAAUUAUCGCCACUCCCGUACAUCCAGAGAAGUCAAACAAACAAUAGAACAGAACUCCAGAAAACAGCAUUCGGUGUAGUUCGUCACAUGUCACCAACCACCAACUUCCACCAACCACCAUCAUUGCCACCUGUACACACCUGUCCGGCUCGAGCAAGCACAGCGCAAGAACGACCGAGGACUACAUUAUAUGAUUGCACCAAAUCCCUACCCAUCUCUGUGUCUGUCCAGCAAAAAUACUAUAUCAAAACCUGCAACCAAGAAACAUUGUGUAAAAGUAUCAAACCACACCGCAAAAAAAAAGCAAACAAAUCAAUCCAGUAUGCCAGAAUACAAAGUAGCGAAACCCUAUUUGAGCAAAAAACCGUGUAAAUUAAUCAGAAGAAGAUCAUUAUCCUGAUAUGUGUGAGCAUCCUUCUGAUAGUGGUCGCAUCAACAAUUGCCGGAUAUUUCGGUUUUUAAAAAGCAAACCCUGCCUCAUCAGCUAACGCCAACAACAACAACAGCUCCAUUCAUUGCAUGAAGAAUAGCAACGCGGGAGAUGCCCGCUGUAUGCUCGAUCGGGCUGCCAGCUAACAGCUGUUUUCAUCUCAACUCUAUAGUCAUAGCAUCAUCUUCACUCACAUCAUCACCAUCUGGCAUCGUUAGAAGUCGCAUUUUGAACUUUUUUUUUGUUUAAUGCAACGCGUUGCAACUACAACACUCAGCAUCGCCUAAGGCAAGCCAAGCAAAUGGAGAUAGAUCGAGAGUACCUAUAAAUUAAAAAGGAAACACUGUCUUCGCGCCUACUUUUUAUUUAGCAUCGACUGUGUUAAAUGCAACAAAUUCGCGCAAUUCCUCAAUUGAGGCACAGGAGGCGGUGUGUCAUGGCGAGAUUUGUAACGAUUUUCCUUUAGAGAAAUAGAAUCCUGCCGUUCUGAUAGGCAGGCCCGCAACAGCAAUUAGAUCGGUGGAUAUCGAGUAACAGAAAAUAUUCACACGUGGAAAAGUGCGACCUUUCUAUGUGACUGAAGAUGAGGCGUUAAUUCGUACCUUCUCAUACUGCUCGUCACAAUUGCCAACACGAUUGUUUAGAUACUGAUCAACUGUAGACUACCGGGAAUAGGUAUUAGCAAGAGAAAGUACUCAGUCACAGCUGCACUAACACAUCUGAAUAUAAACCAGUGGCACGAGUGACCGCGCUUGACGAUCUGUACUAUCCGCUGCUUUCAAUAGAUCUCAAAAUUGCCACAUUCAUCAGCAGUUAGUUAUUUGUACAUGCGGACGCUGAAAUAUUAUGAACAAUACGCGGAGACGAAAAUAUGUACCCCCGAAACUUACGCUUGUUGAUUAUUUAUUAAGUUUGUAAGAUUAGAUAGUUUUGGGUCCUCUUCUUAGCAGGACACGCACGCGAGGGGUGCACUACUGUUAUGGGUUCGUUCGUUUCGUUGAUUCUAGUCAAAUCGCUAGUGGUUAUGUGUUUAGGUUCAUUUUGUGUAAAUAUACUUUUUAGCCAACAAUUAAACUAUUUACGGAACAACUAGCUUUUAUUAACUUGCGAACCUUUCAGGCAAAGCCAGAAAAGAAAAAUGAAAUACAAUGUGCAGUGCAGUAGCCGAACCGUUUAAAAAAUGUUUGUAUAGAAAAGGCUGUAGCUAAGAAUUCGAAGAUAUUUAACCAAACAAUUGAGCGUGGCAGUUUUUCGCUUGCAAGUUCAAACUGAUUUUAGGUGACAUGUUUUGUUAGAAAAUCCUAGCAAUAAUCUACAAGGAAAGGGUUGUCCCACAUUUUCGUUUCACCUGUGAACAUACAGAACGGGACGUGGAUCAUGGAGGCUUAAAAAUACACACAAACACUCACUCUCCCACACAAACACUCACACGCUCGUUUAACAAAACUUAUGCUGUAAGAAGCUUAAUCUCUACCAGCGAAAUGCGUAAUGGUAACAACAAUAAUGGCAAACAGAAAUCAAGACAAGAACACUGGAGUAAAAGAAAAAUUAAAAACGUUCAAGAAAAUGUGUGAUAAUAUUUAAUGAAAUAAUCUCUAACAUUAAUUUGAGGGAAAAUGAAAAAAUAUACAAAAAGCCUAUAGAUAUAUUAUUACUAUUAUUCGUAAAAAACAGUCUUAAGAGAGUGUCGUAUUUAUAGCUCCUACUAACACACAACAGGGAAGAAAGCAGCAAAUUGAAUAACGAAACAAAAAAUCGAACAAGUGUGAAUCGUUUUGCGUAGCAGUGACACCCACUCUUUCUGUCUAGGGUUAUUAUUGGGGUCAAGGUAAUAGCAAAAAUCAGCACUAAAAUCAUGUGUGCUAUGAAGGAAAGAGUUUGUUAAUUUUCUGCCCCGGUCCACAGGACAUUGCAUAAUAGUGUUGGGUUCGAAUUCGAGUUUUAGGUCGGGUCAAAUUUGUCUGCAAAUUUUAAACAUUUAACCGGUACUAUAUAUUGAAAUCAGCGCCUACUGACAUUCUUACAUACAGAGUUGGAUAUUGGGCAACUUCGUUUUCACCCAAUCGAUUGAGUUAGCGUUGGCAUCGUCAAAGAUAGCGAAUUGCGGAAAUUACAUUCCAAUUAAAUUAAGUACACAGGUACCCAGAGAGUUAGCAAUUUAUUUUAUCUGCUAAUUUAGCCAGUUCAGCAAUGUUUGCCGUGUGUUUUCGAUUGCUUACAUCUACAAUAUAUUACGAUGAAUGACUAUGUCACCACCGUGAUUGAAUUGCGCUUUCAACAUACACUAAGCACAGAAAUCGCCCAUUCAGGGGAUUGGUUUAAAAACCGAUGCUAACGAAAUGCAUUUUUUUUUCAAUAUAAAUCCAAAGUUCAUCUUCAUGUAUUUUUUGCCCUCCGCGUAGAAAUCAAACACUGCAUAUUUAAUAAAUUUCAAUUGACUACGCACUGCAAGAAGACUUUGUUAAAAGUCAUAGAUCAGACGCCAAAAAAAUUUGUCCAUACAUCAGCUUCCGUUAUAAUCCAAGACAUUCAAAUCAAGAUCGUGUAUGACCUCCAUUUGCAGCAAGGAUACAUUACACUUUGUUCUUCAUCAUGUCUCCAGCCGAAUUUGUUUUCCCAUUCGUAACUGUUUUUGACUACCCAUCAACAUGCUUUUCAUGCGGCUAGCGAACGAUGAAUGAAGAACAAAAAUACUUCCCAACAUUCGUUUAGACCGCUUAGGUGCUCCAUAUUGACGGCUCUGCCUGAAAUAGAUUGGAAAAUCUCGGUUUUCCGAAGGGUUUUCUGAAAAUCAGUUUUUGCCACAAAAUUGGUGCACAUUUUCCAACUGAUUAAUGUAAACAUUCGGUAAUUCCGUUCAGUACAAUAGACGUUACUAACGGGUCCCUCUUGUAUCAUCCGAAAUUUUGAAAAGGGGGCUCUACAUCGAAAAGUAAGUCGUAGUCACGACUAAACAAUAUGUUUAAUGUUUUACCAACGAAACCAGACAUUAAAAGAAAUUUUUCUGUAACAAUUGCUGCAUCCGAAUUAACAGGCUAAAGUGUAUUCUACUUCACCCCUGUUAUGUCACUGACCUUAACCAACCAUCUCUUUUGGUUGUUUAUAUGUAGUAGUUGCCCAUUUUGCGGAAUACGGAAUACAAAAUUACUGACCAUAUUCUAUCAGAUAGCGCAGAAAUUUAAUUAUUCCAAUUAAUCCAACGACAGUUAUUCACUUUCGAAGACUGGGAAACUAUUCCAGCAGAAAAUUCGAAUCCUCUGUAUUAGAAGCAUAAAAAUUUCAAAAAGCAAAUUUCAAGUUAAGCUUGUAAUGCACGAACCCGACAAAAUAAUUUGCCAACGAAUAGUCCCACGUCAGGUCGCGUCCCUAACAAUAUCCACCUCAAGUUUUUCGUUGUUGAAAUUGUACAGAUUAAUCGAAUUUUAUUCACAUAGAUUAUGUACGAUAGAGAUAUUUGUGGAAAAGAACAAAUUGAUACAAGUUUUUGGGAAGCUUAAAUUGCAAUACGAAAUGGGUAAAACAUCGUAAUAAAUCUUUUAAUGUAGUGUAUUCAUGGGUUGGAAACGGGCCGCUAUGGUUGGCGGUUCGAGAGGCAGCAGAAGUUAUUUCGAGCUGGUUACUUUCAAGACGGCAUAUCAGGUCAACGAAUGACGGCACAUACUUCGCCAGAACUCAUCGUCUGUACGGUACAUAUUACUGGGGUUUGUGGAAAGUUUGGUACAGAUUACCGUCAAUCUUUAAUUGUAAAAUGAGAUAGGUAAGAAAUUGUAAUCAAAUUCUGUAUUUUUGGCCCUGAAAAGAGCCUAUGUAGGUUUGUGGGACGAUAGACAGAUGAUGUUUUUUUGAGCUGAUAUACAUACUGGUAAUGGGCUGAUCAGAUCGGUUUUUGGUAGACGGCAAAAAAUACGAGCUGAAUAAUUUGCAAACAGAUUAUUACUUUCAUGGGAACCCCCAUUCGUAGAUAUCAAAUGGGGUGGUACCAACAGGGCUAUAAUAUGUUUGCUUUGCAUUCGAACAGCACCCAAGUAACCAAUAAGCAUUAUAACGUAUCCUAAUAUCUGCUUUAGAUCCACAUAUAAAGCAGUCUUAUAGAGCCGUGAAGCCCUAAAUACUGAUAUAAUGCUGGUAUUAUGCCAGGAAAGGCGAAAUAUAGUGCUAUUACUGUGUAGAGAUUGACAGCUCGUUUCUGCAGUACUAAUGCUAUUAUAUAGCACCAGCGUACAAAUGUCAAAUUUGAAAACCUUAUAUUGGCACUACUAAUGCUAUAAAAUAGUUUCAGUUGGCUGUCAUUGUCCGCCAUGGAUUUCAAACCAUUUCUUAUAUUUCCUUUCGGUACGAUGAGCAAAAAGGAAAAUUUUUAAAAUAAAUUGUUCUGCUUAAAACCGUAAUCGAUUCUCUUCGUGUUCUAAUGCAUUGUAAUGAUUAAGGAUGGUUUUCGUUCUCACUUGAUAUGAGUGUUUCACGAAAAUUACCUUGAGUAAGUCCCGAACUGAGGUACCUUGCCUCGUCCUUCACGGUAGGUGCUCUGCGUCUGCUCCCUGGACUAUAUUGCAUAUGUUCGAUUGAAAUGCUAUAUGCCGAAUAUGAUCUUCAAGAAGAGUUGCAUAACAAAUAAACCCACAGCAUUACAAUAGCAUUAUAUCGGCUUUUUAUUUGCUCUAUAAUGGUACUAAAUGCACUUGUAAAGCUUACAUGCUAUAAAGAUCCUUGAAGCAUGUACGCGUUAAAUAAGCUUUAUAUACGCAUAUAGAGCAAGCGAUAAUGCUAUAUGUCGGCUGUGCAUUUAUGCAUUAUUGAUGCUAAUAUAGACCUUUAAUGCAUUGUUAAUGCUGUAAUGGAGUUGCAAUGCAACAUUAAUGCAAAUGUAUAGCCAAUAUAGUGCAAUGGCUUAUUGUUUAUGGUAACUUGGGUACAGCGCAAUCAUGGCGCAGAUAAUUCUAUAAAAUUCAAUAUUUUCGUUAUUUAUGGUAGUCGCACAUUUGACGGAAUUGACUAGUUAUUUCGUUCAGUGCAACAACAGUUAUUCGUAUUCAAAAACUAGGGAACUUUUCCAGCAGAAAAUUUUGAAACCUCUGCUAUGAAGGUUAGGAGUAUUCUACUAUAAAAUCAUGCAAUAUUCCUUCAGUAUGGACGAUUGGUCAUGGAUUUUAACAGUUUUCGCGGGUCCAUUACUAUGAGAGUCUUUAUUUGCGACUAGCUGGUACUACGAUCGGCUUCCAGCAUGCACAUAGAUUUCCCGGUUGAUGGUCACGGUUAGGAUGUAAAUGUCGCUCUUCAAACCACAGGAACAGAUAGCCUACCACACGAGAUCAGUGCGAACUUUGACAGCUUAAUGUGUUUGAAGGUCCAAUCGACGUAUAAUAUGUUUCUAAAAUGUCAUUCAUUUCGUUUAAAAUCGGACUGGAUCCUGCUUUAAAGGAAUAAUUCCUCUAGGCUUCAACCUGGUCAAACGGAGUUCUAUUCAGGAAAUUUGUGUAACAGACUAAGAAAUGUACUGCAGCUGUAUUGACCAUUCCUUUAGUCAACUCAGCGGAGGUGAAUUAAACAUCUUUAGUGCAGCUUUCGACCAAAACGUGCUCUCCGUUAAUAACCUUCUUCAAAAUAGUCCCGGUCCUAAGGUCGGUGAUGGCAGCGGGGGUUUCCUGUCUGCUAUCCCAGGCGAGUACUAUCAUAUUCUUGAACCUGCUGUUCCUGACUUUCUCGUAUUUCAGUCUGGCUCUAAUGUUCUCCGCAUAUAUUACCAAAAUGUACGUGGGUCUAGGACCAAAAUCGAUACAUUUUUCCUAGCUGUUUCGGAGGCUGUGUACGACAUGAUAGUCCUAACAGAAACGUGGCUAAAAGAGUAAAUCUAUAUUGGCCAUAGAAGGAGCUUCGUCGUAACCUCAAGCUUGUUUUGGUCAUUUGCCAACUCAAAGUGAAAGGAAACUGGCCUACCACGCUCCAUGUUUUUGGAAAAUGUGACAGCCUGCAACGAAAGCCGGCAGCGCAACUUGUUCGCAGAACACUUUGUGCAUGUAUACCACUAUAGUUCUGCUAAUUCGACGCAGAUAUGAGAAGCUACGAGUAAAAUGCCACGCGUGGUAUUUGACUUCAGUUUUCCGAGGUUAUCCUUUGCUGCUGGCCCUGAUCAUAUACCGUCGUCCAUGCUAAAGUAAUGUGCAGUCGCCCUUUGUAAUCCGCUGGAUAGGCUGUUUAAUCUCUCCGUGCAGGAAUGUGAGUUCCCCGCACGCUGGAAAUUUUCCCACUUGUUUUCAGUUUAAAAAAAAAUUGUAACAAACGCAUUAUCUCCAAUUAUCGUGGAAUUGCUUCUUUGUGUGCAUGAUCAAUGUUAUUACUUUGUUCGCCUGCUGUAAAAGUUGUGCUAUGUAGCCACAAACCUCAUACAGCUUACUUGGAACUGUCUGCGGAACAUGAAGUGGUAAAUCGAUACGGUAUAUAUGGGUCUCAAAGCAGCAUUUGAUCUAGUAGAUCAUGGAAUAUUUUUGGAAAAAUUGGAGCGACUCGGCGUCUCAGCUUAGGGCAGGUUAUACGCGUUAUCGGUAAUACAACAUCGGAAACGUUCACACACCUGCUCGGAAUUCCACAAGGCAGCAACCUCGGUCCGCUACUGUUCUCAAUAUUUAUAAACGGAAUGUCGCCUAGGUAGACGGUUUCUAAAAUUUUCAAAAUAAUUAAAUGCCUUUUCGACAGCUUGAAGCUACAAAAAAUGUUGCUUCUGUUUGAAGAAUGGUGCACAAAAAACUUUAUGUGAUUAAGUAUCGCAAAAUGAAGCAUAAUUUCUUUCCAUCGGGAAACUCUUCCCAUCAUUUAUAAUUGCCAAAUCUGUGGCAGUUCUCUAACAAGCACAGAGCGCAUUAAGGAUCGUGGCAUUACUCUGGAUUGUGAAUUGACUUUAGGACUGUAACCUGUAAUUUUCGACAGCGACAUGGGAAAUCGCAAUUUUCCAGCCUGUUUCGGACAAAUUUAGAACAGAAGAAACACUGCUAAUCUUUCUGUAACUUCAUCAUUGCGGUAUUUCAUAGCGACGGACGGAAGACUGUACAUGCAAAUCAGUUAACUAAGCAGGCAAUUUGUUGGGAAAUUCAACCGGCCUCCUAUCCAAUAUUCAUUUCCGAUGGUUGGAAAUACUGAAAAAACUCGAUUUCCAAAAGAUUCGGUGGAAACUCGUUCGUGUUUAGCUGUUGCUCAUUUUAUGUAAAGUCAACCGCAAAUCUUGAAUUAUAAAAUCGUGAAAUCGAGUUUUGAAGCCAACAGACUGUUCAUAUAUAUAGGAGACUAAAUAUCAAUUACCUGUGGGUCACGAUAUUCCGGUUAUGUUUCCACCCACUCUUCUUUUGCCACAAGCGAGCAAAACAAAAAUACUUGCAUGAUUCAGGCAUCCUGAACAUUUAUCACACUUUUGUUUACUAUAUCCUGACUCUUUUUUCAAUUUCUUAUAUCUACUGUAAUUUCUGUCGCUUCCUUAGUAUUCUUAAAGUUUUUAUUUUGCAAGUGAUCGUAAAAUAGAGGUCGAAAAAAGUUCGUUUAAAAUCACACAUAUUGAUCUGAGUCGGGUCAUAUCUGCUCUUCUUUCUGAUCACAAAUAAUCCACUAAAUAUUCCAAAGAUUUCGAAAGUACUGACGCAGACAUACUCAGCCGUAAGAGAUAUCACGAAAGAUCGUCCAGAUAACUUCGGAAUUGUGAUAUCCUAUCUAAACUAAGCAAAGAACAUUACUGUCCAGACUAGAACAGUAUUCAAUGAAGGACUACCGUGUCUACAUGCCCGGCCACAAAGUUGAGAUAGAUGGUGUGAUCAACGAGUCGAGUUAACCAUGCGUGGAUGUACUGGAUAUAAAUGAUUGGUUGUUUCAAGAACUCCUUCCUUCAGUGAGCUAAGAUUUUGAAUGGCAAUUGCACAGGAUGGGAUAAAAAUAUUAUGUUAGUUUUUGCCGCACAAAUAGACCAUUGUAACAAUAAGACACGGUGUGGCAAGUGCGCAGAGAUUUAUUAAGAUAUCUCUUGCAUUGGGAAUGCUGAAAAGUGCGCUUUUAUAGUGGGGAGAAAUCACUUGACAAGAAGAGUGCGACUGUGACAAUCCCCUUACCGGGACAUCUGUGGCCCUAUUCUCACAGUCACGUCACCCAGUGACUAGAAGUAAAUUUCCUUCUAGUCACAAGGUGACGUGACUGUGAGAAUAGGGCCCCUGUUACUGCCCUCAAAACCUAAAGGUAGAUGAAAUUCCUUGUAAAGGAUAACUUUUUUCUCUUGAGAGGCCACCAAAUAUAAUAAUUCGGCGAAGCGAUGACACAAAACCGAAGCGAAAAAACUCUUGUGUUACAAAUUAAAGAACGAGAAGCUUCUAGCGCUUCCAGGGCCAUCAUAAAUCUCGAGAGGCUCAACAGUUCAACCAGAGAUUUAGCUAGACUUCACUGGUUUUUAAUGGCCUGUCCUUGUGUCUGGGAUGUUGAGGAAAACGCUUAAAUUGUCCUGGUUUUAGCGUCUGGUCUAGCUUGUCAUUCUGGCCGACAGCAACCAUAACUAUACCGUAGACUAGCUUUCAAACAGACAACGCCUAAUACAUAGGAAUUUCCCAAUCGUACCAUACGAUAUCUCUUUCCAAUCUCUAUAAUGCUUCGUUAGUUAUAUUUUCAACUUCCUUUUCGUUCCUGAAAGUUGAGAAGAGAAACAACGAGACAUUCGUAACAUAUUUUCGUGUCAUAUCCGAUUGGAAGAAAAUCUUCCGUCAAGAUUUCGGCUUUCGUUGAAAUUUUCUAAAUGGCGCUGUCAUCAUUCUGCCAACUAUGGCGGGCAAGUUCGCCGCACCGAUUAAGCUUUGUUUCUUCUUGAUUGAUUUUCGCGAUGUUUACGUUUAAGAUGUUAAAUUCUAAAGAUGGGUAGCAGUUAAAAACACAAGGAGAGUUAAUUGAAAUUUGUUUUAUAUAUGGGAAGAAGUACGAAACUUUUAUUUGUAGUUAGUAGCUAGUCAUGUUUUAAUCAUAAUAUUUGAAAUCAGAGAAAAUUGUAAGAAUAAAUCGGACCGGUGCCAGUUGUGGGUCCCGAAUCCACUGUGCGCUAUUGACGGGACUCGACAGAUCCCCUUCGGUACUUCUGAAAAGGCACAUCAAUGUUUUGAUGACUCUGCUUCUUCACAUCUUUCGAGCAUCUCUUUCCAGUGGCAUUUUUCCAUCUCGCUGGAAAUCCGCGAACAUGUUCCCAGUCCAUCAAAACAGAAGUAAGCGAGACAUCAACAACAAUCGUGAACUAACUUCAUUUCGAGCUGGUGAUUAUCCCACAAACAAAAUCCUCGUGUUUUAAUUAACUUAAUUAGAAAUAGAAAUUAUCGAGCCCAAAAAGCUUUCAAUUCUUUCACUAACAAAACUACAAAGAGAGGCUAUUAACACAGACUAACAGACAUAACACUACGAGGGAAUUCCCUCAAAAAGCAUCGAUCUGGCAAUUUUCCCAGAACACUAGCUCCACCUUUUAUUCACAGUCCCAAACACUCAUUUGUUGAUGGGUUACCCCUCAGUUUUGGGAACAAUUUUCCACUAGUGGUCUGUCCCCCAUAUGCUUCUUCAUAUAUCAGUGGCGCCAUAACUUCAAAUGUGGCCACAGUCCCAACUACAAAUAUAUUUAAAAUGACCGUUAAAGAGGGCGAUGCAUUGUUUUCGAGUGUUAUGUCUGGUAGUCUGAGCUAUUAAUGUUACAGGGUCUUAGCAGCGAUGCUUCACGGUUUUGGCUUGCCUUUUUGAGGGUUAUAUAAUGAUGAUCAAUAUGGGUUCACGCCUGGACGUUGAACUGCGAAGAACCGGACAUUACUAGCAGAGCCGUAGCGAGACCUUCUGGCGGCCUUGGCGAAGUCUCAGUUUUGCGCCCCUUUGGUGUUAACUUUGUCAUUCUUUUUAGUUUGACUUUCGAACAAUGAUUUCGUACGUACUUGGAAAUUGCUCCGCUCUCCUAAGGCGGUGGCCACAAGGGCAUUUGCAGUAUUGUCAGCGAAUAUGCCGCGGUAAACAUGAAUUCCUCCGAAGAAAGAUUUAAAUAAUUUCACAUAGAAAUGUGAAUAUUACAUACGUUGUAGAACAUUCCACUGAUACAAACUCGAGGAGCAGGGAUUUCAGUUCGUUAACACCAAGAUCUUUCGUGAAUUUGGAGAGUCAAAGUAAUGUUACAAUAAAGUCGGAUGUUUCCUCGUUUAAUCACAUAAAAAUUUUGUUGACUUGACAAAACAGUUUCGGUUACAAACGGUUGGGAAUGUCAUCCCUUGCGGACCCUUUUGCUUGUCUUUCAAUUUAUUAUAUCUUAUAUAACUUAUGUCUAGGCCCGGGCAUAAACAAACUCUCCUGAAAAGACACAGACUCCGACUACCUGUUUAACAAUAUUGAUUGAGCUCGGUUAGACCAUAUUUUAGCUUCCUUUGGACCAAAGAUAAUCCGCUAAGUAUUGUUAAGAUUUUGCAAGAAUUCAACAGUGACAGAUAUCCCGAAAGGUCGUCAACUAUCGCGUAUUAAUGCCCGCUUCUAAAGUGGAGAUCGACGGUGGGGUCAAGGAUUCGAAAUUUGGGGUGGAUCUACUGAAGCACGGGGUUGGCUGUUUCAAGGUCCCUUUGCUUCAUUGAGCAAAGAAAAAUCGCACUGGAUGGGACAAAAUUGUGUGUCCCUUCAAACUCGUAUCACCCUAUACCAACUUUGGUGUAUACUUACGUCCUGAUUGUGAUGCAAAUUACUUGGUAACAGUGCUUCGGGCGAAUAAAUUGUGGGUCCCACUGACUUUUUGAAAACGAUCCGCUCGAAGCUUAAUCCUCAUUAGUCAGAUACGGUAAGGAAAGACUCAAUGUUUUUUAUAGUUGGUGCAGAGUGAAAUUAUUGGACAAUGAAUUGAGUAUUGUUCAGGGAUGCCAGGUGCACAGCUUAAUCUAUGUUUCAAAGAUUUUCAAUAUUCUGCACAGAUUUCCAAAACUGCAGUUUUCUGUUUUAAUGUAUAAAUUUCCACACUUUUCUGUUUAAGUGCACAGACUAACACAGAUUUCUCAAUUUCGGACCUCGCGCUUAAUUUUUGCCUCGUGCAAAAGCCAAAAGGAAAGUCGCCACUUCUUGUUUUGAAACAAACUUGUACGUUUUCCGCAACACAAAAAAAAAAUAAAAGGAGUCAUUUAAAGUGCUGCCUGUGGAAGCAAUUGCCAAAAUGCAAGUGUUGAAAUUACUUAUCCUCCAGGGAGAGAAAUGCGGACAAACUGGCAACCUUAGAUUCCAUUGAUAAAAUCUAGCAGUGCUCCCAAAAAGAGAUAGAUUGGCUCGGCUGGCUCAAGAAUUUGACAGUUUCGCUGGCUCAAGAUGGCGUAUCUCUCUCUGGAGGAUAACCGUUUGCCGUUUUCACUAUUCGUUUCUCUCCCUAUUCUCUCUGAACAAGCACGGUUAAUCACACUAUGUCUAUGUCCGGGGAACGUGCCAUUUGAGUCAAUAUAUUCUGAUUCCUGAUUCCUGAUUCACCAUAUUGGCGGCCUAGCAGGGAGGUGCUCACAGCGUUGACGAAGAAAGCGUUUAACUAUAACUUGAUCAUUUGCAUGGGAUGUAAGAGUUGUAUUUCUAGAAUAAAAGCUACCAAUUUUCAGUUUAAGUUGUGUAAAAUUUAACGGUAAUUGGAAAUCGUUGGAAUUUCGUUGCCAGAUACAUUACUGAGUUUGACCGAAUUGACAGGUGACAGUUCACGGUGUACGGUGACACAUCUUUUAAUGAUACCAGGAGAAUUUGACUGCAAUUUUAAAAUUUCUCUGACAGAGUGAACUUUCGUUCCGUGAAGUUUGCUAUUGAGAUUUCUGACAGCUCAUUCACAAUUACAGAUGCAAAGUCAAACCAAAAAAGUUUGGUUUGUUUUCAUCUUGGAAUACCUAACCUCAACCGGUUUUUGCAGCGCAAAAUUUUCCUUUUAUUUUCCUCAUGAAAUAAUUCCGGCACCACUUCUUUUUUUUCUGUCCACCAAACUCUCAAAGAUUCUAACAAACGGUUAGUUUCUAAUCGGCUUGCUUUCAGUUGUUCAAGUUUCAUGCAAUGCUGUCUUCAUUAAAGUUAUUUCUCCUUCAUAUUCCGGAAAGAUUACGGAUGCUUUGACCUGUGUACCCAACUAUACUUACACAUACACACACAUACACGACACACACACUGUUUCGGUGCGAAACACGAUAACAUUAAUCGUACUGUACUGCCCUGAAAUUAAUCUUACGAACGUGGGAGAAGUAAAUAUUUUACAACUUCACGAUAAGAUUCUUCAUUAGUAGGAAACAAAUAUAAACGAGAAAACAAUCAACACGGAAGUUGAAGCAUAAUCUUUGUCUCAGUUGACGCUCCGUUUCGCGCUAGGUUAUGUAAUUAAAAAGCCGUUGCCUUCGGAUUCAGUUAUGCGCUUUUCUCUUGCUAGUAGUUUGUAGGACUAAAUCAGCAACCAAGCAACAGUAAACUGUUGAGUCAAUUGUUUUUAAAAAAAUGACGGUAAUUUUGUCUACUAGUGAGAAGUAAAACUUGGUGCAAGUUGUUUAAUUUUGUUUGAAUCGCGCAAGUGUGUGCUAGUUUUGGAUCAAUUUCGUUUCGCAUGAAAAGGAAAACAAAAACAAAUAAACGAACAACAGACGAGUGUAAAUUGAAGUAAACCUAACUAAGCCAAUAAUUAGUUGAUACUGAGCUGUAUUUGAGACGAAAUCCGACGAAGAAACAUUAAAAACAAAUCAGCAUAGAGUAAUCAUAACUUUUUAAUAUGUAUAUUGACUUACCUAAGUAUCGCAUCUUUCGCAUUAUUGAUUGAUUGAGGCAAAAUGUGAAUAAAGUUUUCAUUCAAAAGGAAGCUUAGUCUAUAUAUGUAACGUUUAAUGGUAACAUCUGAGAAGUAAAAAAGCAGCAACAACUAGCCUAUUAAUUUAAAAAUAGUUAUUUAUCUCAAAGACGAAAAUAUAACGAAAGGUGAGAAAAACAGUUAAGAACAACAUAUAAAAAAGGAAUCUAACUGGAACGUUAGGCAUCUUACCUGUAGAAAAUCUACAAAUUGCUAAUAAAAUAGAGCAACAUUCGAAAAGAAAAAAAAAUGAAAUUCAAACUUCUUCCUCUCGUGGACAGCGAAAAACACAAAAAAAAACUUUGCGAAUAAGAUAGAAAAGAAAUCCCAAAAAAGGAACACAGACACAAACAAAAACAAACAAUAUCACAACAUUUAGGAGAAAAAAAAAGACAAAUACAAAAAAGGCGCUCUGUUGUACAGUGAAUAUUUUUUCUCUAUAUUUCUCUAUAUCGGUUAAUAGGAUGUAAGCAUUAUAAUAACAAAAGUAUUUAAAUCACAAUAGCUAUUUGAAUGGUCGAAGAAGGGCAAUAAAAAUAAGGGGGUGACGUCACUUUUGGGAGUCUACGCUGCGAGCUUGAAAUCAAAGUAUGCUGUGACCGAGAAGUGCGGUAGUGCGUUUACAAAACACCGGAAAAGCAAUGAAAUCGGACUUGCUCUAUGUACAUUUCGACAAAAAACAACAAUCGUAUUUUGGUUUUUAAUUUUUUUUUAUCACGUACGUACGUACGUAGCAGUGCUCCCAGAUUUGACAGCAGCCCCGAGCAAAGAGAACGAACAAUUCGAGAACGACAGUAGCGAAAUCAAUAUAAGCGUCGCCGCUGCUGCAGCAGCAGCAACCGCAGCACUAUCAUUGUGAGAUAUUAAAAAGCAAAACAAAAAAUCGACACGUGUUAAUUUUAAUUUUCCUCCUAACCCUUUCUCUUGUAUUAGAUAAGGAAUUUAUUUUUUCUUGAAAUCUUGAUGUUAAUAACAAAAGAAUAUUAUAAAAUCGAAGGCGUCGCUAUUGGCAGAAAACCGAGGAAGCAUUUGACAAAAGUAUAAGAAAAAUAAACAAAUGUUUAGAGAAGGAUCGUGUAUAUUGUUACAUUUAAUCGUAAGUCCAUUUUGAAGUUACUGACAAGUUAAUGAAGAAUCUCUCUCAAAAUAGUGUUGAAGAAAUCGUAGGCAAAUCAUACAUCUCUUUACACCGUGAGGGAAAAUACAACAAAUUACUGGUUUACCCUUCUUCGAUUGACAGACAACACAGGUCACACGAACACAGUUACACAAGCAAAACGAACAGAAAAGAGAAAAAUCAAACCCAUUCAAAUACAAAUGUACACACAAUAGAAUGCUCACAUCGCAAAGAACACAGGAAAGAUAUACACCAACACCAGCAGACAUACACACACACACGAACACACAUAGCAAAGAGAUGAUGUAUUAACAAUAACCUAUAACAAUGGAAACAAAAUAGUGACUAACAGAGAAAUCAAGAUGAAAAAAUGGACAAUUGAAAAUUGGUUUUCAUGUUAUUUAAUAAAAGAAAACAAGUUAAUAAGAUUAAAGAGAAAUCAAGUGAUGGCUUUCAAAAUUAUAUAAAAAAGAAAACUAAAAAAAUAAACAAAAGUUAAAAAUAGCUAACAAUUUUUCGCCUUUUGCAUUAAAAAACACAUA